Folsomia candida is the source of this 1351-nucleotide messenger RNA. RefSeq names its product vacuolar protein sorting-associated protein 37B. The record is from RefSeq and is a predicted model, not a curated record. The transcript is spliced from 4 exons. Gene Ontology annotation, biological process: protein targeting to vacuole; protein targeting to membrane; ubiquitin-dependent protein catabolic process via the multivesicular body sorting pathway. Lineage: Eukaryota; Metazoa; Arthropoda; Collembola; Entomobryomorpha; Isotomidae. The coding region runs from base 220 to 819 and encodes 199 amino acids. Gene Ontology annotation, cellular component: ESCRT I complex.
ACUCUCUGUGUACACGAUACGAUUGACUCUAUUUGUCAGGCAAUGAGUGUGGUAAUUUGCAAAUAUUUACUGUUUGUGAGGUUGUUUGUGACUCACAAAUAUUGUGUGUGACGUACGAACUCGGUUACUUUAAAUUAAUUUAAACUAUACGCAAAAUACUGAGGUCUUCAUUAAGUUCCUGAAGCACCAACACAGCACCAACGACUAUAACUAGAAACAAUGUCAGCACAAAUUCCAGAAGCAGAAAUUAACGGCGCUCUAGCAAAUCUUCAGAACUUGUCCGACGACGAGUUGAAGCAAUUGAUUGAGGACGACAAUGUAUUUGAAAACUUUGUUCAAAAUUUGGCUCAGGUAAAACAAUGGGACUCUGAAAAGGAAAUGUUGAUGGCAAGCAAUAAAUCUCUGGCAGAGUAUAAUUUGGCAUAUGAACCCAAAUUGAAAGACGGAAAAGCAGUGCUGAUGGAAUUGUAUGAGAAGGCUCGGGCACUUGCGGAUGAAUUAGAAACGAAACGUGCACAACUUGAAUCGCUAAGCUCAAAAACAUCGUUGGACACAACAUACGCCCUGUUGCAAGCAUCUUCUGCAGAAGCGGAAGAAGAGAGCGAAGCCGUUACCGAACAAUUUUUAAGUGGUGAAAUAGAGACUGAUGCCUUCAUUACCAAAUUCAUCACAAUGAGAACAACGGCACAUCUACGACGUUUAAAAGCAGAGAAAAUGGGGGAAAUUGUUGCUUCACAAAGAAAUAGGUCCUCUUUUAAUUCUGCUCCCUAUCCAACUAGCCCUCCUUCAAUGCCAAUGCCAGGGCCAGGAAUGAUGUAAAAAUGUGUGUGCUUCCGAGUUCCAAAAUUUUUAAGUCUUCAAUCACUUUCGAGCUUUUCUGUCAAUCUUUUUUCAUCAUAUCAAACAUUCAAUUGAAUUACGGAAUUUAAAGAAUAGGAAAAUGGAAAAGGAAGUCUUAUAUUUAUUUCGUGUGUUUGAAACUUUGUUUUAUGGAAAACGCAUCUCAUGAAUAAUAUUUGGGCUACACGCACACAUGAUAAAUUUGUAUAUAGCGCGAUUAUAAGUGUACAGAAUGCAUCUUUUUCUGUUAUAUAUGUAGUUGUAUGUAUUAAUAAUUUUCUAUCUAUAAUAAUUACUUGUAAUAUGAUUACAUGUUUGGAUAAAAGAUAUGGAUUUACUGAGCUUUACUCUCCUUCUGGACCUUAGACUUUAGUGCUUCUUUACCAUGUGUGGUUGAAAUAUUCAGAAAUGUAGUAUGUUAAGUUAAUGUAAUACAAAUGUGUUGAAUUAUGCGUUGAAUAAAAGGUGUUAAAUGUGUCGUGCCACACAUAUUACCGCAAUAUUUGUUAUG